Molecule: messenger RNA, 5123 nt
Organism: Calliphora vicina (urban bluebottle blowfly)
Lineage: Eukaryota; Metazoa; Arthropoda; Insecta; Diptera; Calliphoridae
Exons: 17
Coding region: 976-4239 (1087 amino acids)
Biological process (GO): proteasome-mediated ubiquitin-dependent protein catabolic process; regulation of proteolysis
Cellular component (GO): cytoplasm
Molecular function (GO): ubiquitin protein ligase binding
Source: RefSeq, a predicted model, not a curated record
UUAUGUUUAACUAUCAAAGUAUUUUUCAUCUAAAUUCUAUAAAAAUGCAACAAUACUGAAAAAUGUUAUCAACAAGAGCUGAAAAGGGAUUAUAUUUAAAAAAUAUACAAAUUUUAAAAUUCUGUUGCCAUUGUGGUGUUAAUUAUUGACGUCAUUGCCAGCUGUAUAUAUUAAUAUAAAACUGCUUUAAAUAAACAAUAGAAUUUUGGAAAUAUUUGUAUGUUGAAAUAUGUAUUUAGUAUAUAUUUCAUUAAAAUAAUUGCUCGUACAUUAGUUUUUGUAUAAAAAUUAUUAAUUCAUUUAUUAUUUUUCGUAAUAUACAACAUUUACUGUUUUAUCUCUCAACUUGAAAGAACAGCUGUGUAAUUUACUACCUUUUGAAAACAACCCUGUUUUAACAGCUGUGUCAUCACAUCCCAUCACAUACCGUUAUAUCAAUUUCCUUUGACACACACACAAUUUUCUACUGUUGCUGUUUCUGUGUGUGUGUCUAUGUGUUGGUGGCAUUAAAAAAGUGAAAUAAAAGAAAAAAGUAAACGAGUGAAAAAAUUACAGACAAAUUUUAAUUUAAAAAAAUCGUAUUCUAAAAAUUAACAAAUUUAGGGAAACUAGAAAACUACUUCAAAACAAAAUUAGUAUUAAUUGAAAUCCUCAAGAAUUGCUAGAGUAUAUAGAAAAUAUUAAAGGCUAAAGUUGAAAAAUGUAUUAUAAAAGGUAAAAUUUUCUUUGUAUAAGAGAAAGAAAAAUUAUACAUAACUUUUUUGAUUUUUUGAAAUGAAUAGAAAAAAAAUGUUAUAAAUAAUAUUGUAAAGCUAUUAUUAAUUACAAGCAGUUAAAUUAAAUUAAAUAAAAUUGUUUUGUAUAGGAAAACUGUGUGAUUUUUUUUGUUGAGUUACAUUUGAAUGGGUUUAGAUGAUGGCUUGAGGAAUUUUCUGUAUCUCGCCCACUCUAUUUAUUAUUAAUGUUGAAGACAUUAUGGCAGCUGUUGAACAUACCUUUCAUGGUACUUGGGAGAUUGUUUCCUGUACCUUUGAAGGCAAAAAAGAAAUAUCCGGCUUAGAGGGCAUUAAAUUUCGUUUGGACGAUACCAGUGAUAUAACAUGGUAUAAUGAUUUGGUCAGCCCGUUGCCAGAAACAAAAGACUGCGAUACAUGUUGUGAUUCGGCAAGUGUUCUAUUCAGUUGUGAAACAUUUGAAGUCAAUGAAAAUAAUCCACGUUUAAUAUUUGGUGCAUUUGCUGGACACAGUAUAGAAUUUAAUACAUCUACCUUAGCACCCUCUGACUCAUUAAUACUCUACUGUGAGAACUGGUAUGCGGUGGAAUGUAAACGUUUAAAGGAGGGACAGGCUGCUGGCCAGGAAAAAGAAUUCUCGUUUGCCGAAGCGUUAAAUGAAUGCUACUUUAGUGAUGUCAUUAUCAAAAGUUCCGAUGGCUUUGAGUAUCACGUGCAUGCCUCUGUAUUACGUUUAAAUGGUUUUGAUUGCAGCAUGUGUGUGCAUGCCACUAGCACCAUCUCAUUGCCACAAGCUGUAUGUAGAAAUUAUGAUUCCCUUACCAUAAAAAGUAAAGAUAAUGCCAGUCUACCCAACUCUCCAAAUCCCAUUAAAAUCUCCGUGACCAUGACCAGCACCACAGCACAACCGGAAGAACAGCAAAAAUCUUUACCCCGCCUCAAUUUAUCACCCAUUUACUUGCAACCGCCUACAGAAUGUCAUGCCACAAAUACCAGCUCCUCCUUAAGAUCCCAACAUCAUACACAAUUGUCGUCUUCAUUUAAUUGCUUGUCGACUAAGGUUCAACCGAAUGGUGGUACCUUACAUCUGCUAAAUCAAGAGAGUGGCUCCGGCAUGCGUCGUUUCCCACCCAAUUCCCAUUCGGAUUCACAUUUGGAAACUCACAAUUUACAGCCGCAAUCAAAAAAUAUCUUUAAUUUUUGUCAAGAUCUCAUGCUGCAACAUUCCACAGAAGUUUGCAGUUCAACGGGUUGUAAUACACGCCGGCCCCCCCUGUCCCCCUAUCGUGCCAGAAGUCCCUCACCAUUUCCCAGUUCUAUGGAUACACCGCCCUCAUCGCCCUUGACUCCGGUGGGUGUUUUAUAUGAUCUUCCUGCUUUUCUAUUGACACCCAUAUUGCAUUGGCUUUAUACGGAGUCUCUGAUGCCCGAUAUGAAUGAGGAUGUUUGUGAGAAACUCAUCAAUUUUGCCGAGACUCAGCCUUCGUUAAUGAAAUUGGCAGAACCUGCUAAGAAGUAUUUGAAGAUGAUUAAGUUGAAAAAGUUUGUUGUCAAUAUUAUAAUGGAUCUACAUAGUAUUCUAAAUCGUGUCAUACAAACCAUUAAUCCAGUUACUAUAUCACACGAACCCGCCUUACUAUAUGCCACAUUUAAGGAUAGUUUAAGAGAAUGUUCUAUAGGAUGUGCCAAAAUUUUACAAUUUUGCAAUAUAUUUAUUAAGGAUGCCGCCGAUAUAGCACGCUAUCAAAAGAAUGAAAUAAUUAAAUAUGUACGCACACGUAUACCCAUAUUUAUGUCACAAUUGCAUCAGCUCUUACGCAAUAUAUUAAAUGUAUUUUUAAGUCUAACACCUGAUGAAAAAGAUGAAUUAGCUAAUUACAUAGUACCUGAGAUUGAAACCACUUUAUUGAUUUUAACUAGUGUGAUAGAAGAAAUCAAAAACUCUUUAGAAAAAAUGUGUAAAGAUUUGAAAUGCUCACAUUUAGAUUUAUCAUUAAAAUAUGCUACCGAUGAUGCGGUAGCCAUGCAAAUACAAAAUAAUACUUUCAUUACCGCCAACAAUCCCAUGGACGAUAAUACCGUUAGCACGCUCUUUAGUCAGCCACCGCUAUCGCCAAGACCCCGAAGGGGACCACCCAUAGGUCUAACCCUGUAUGAUAAUCCUUCAGAUAAGCAACGCUUAAUGAGUGCCGAAAAUGAUUUGAAAUUUGUUUUGUACAUGUACGAAGUAAGAAAAAUGCGUGAUAUUUAUGGACGCAUAUCAGCUGCUUUGGAAAUCAUAAGGGAUAAAAAAAUAACUUAUUGUGAAAUGGAUUUCUUGAGUAAGCGCAGCACUAUUAAUCAAAAUUUAGAACAAUUGAUUGUGGAUAUACCCAGUUAUAUAUUGAUAAUGGAAAAUCUAUCCGAUCGUUUGGAGGCGAAAUUGGGCUGGAAGGAAUUUAAGUUUUGUUUCAAAUUGGCGACAUCACAAAUUAAUGGUGUCAUAGUAAAGAUAUUUGAUCAUAAGUCUGCUUUAAAAGAGGCCAUGAGUCAGAUCUGUAAACUGGUGCAAAAACAAGAAUUCACACAAACACUUAUCGAGUUGGGCUUAUUAGAGCCUUCGAAUAUUUUAGAAAGUGAAUUGAAAUCAUUGCAAAAAGAUGAUCCUUUCGAAUUGAGUUUAGAUCCUUUGGUUAUGGAACGACAACACAACUAUGACUAUAAAAGUGUUAAGCUUAAUCUUAUACGACAUCUUUGUGAACCACCCAUAGCGGCAAAUAGCAAUUUAUCGAAAAAUGCUUUGCGUUUAUUGCACUCGGCCCAAUUAGCCGAUAUGGAAUUUGAAGUGCAUACUUUUCAACAGGCGCUAUUGACAACAGCCGAAAGUAAUGUUUUGAAUAAAAAUACUUUAGAUAUAGAAAGUAUGGAAAGCCAUAAAGCUCCCAUACAGGUGCAUACAUUUCGAGCACAUCGUGUUAUAGUAUCGGCCAGAUGUGAAUGGUUUAAGAAGGCCUUAAUGUCGGGCAUGCAGGAGAGUUUAACAAGAAAAAUCAUUAUAACUGAUACAUCUCCAGUGAUAUUUAGACGUCUACUGUUAUUUUUGUAUGGUGCUCCUAUUGAUAAAACUGUGGGUGCUGAACAAAUCUGUGAAUUAAUGUUAUUAGCUGAUAAAUACUCUAUAGAUGAUUUAAAGGAAUUGUGCGAAAAUACUUUAAAUUCGCAAAUAGAUGAACAUUCGGUUUUAUGUCUUUUGGGUAUAGCCGAUCAUUAUAUGGCAGCGGCUUUAAAAUCUAAGUGUCUUUCAUUUGUAUCACAAAAUUCACAUCUUACUAAGGCUGCUAUGUUUAAGGAACUAUCACGACCAUUACAACUUGAGGUUAUGGAUUUGAUACAUUGGUAUGGUCGUGUAGCUGAACCCUGGACAGAUUCGGGCGGUUUUAAACCACGCAGCACUUCCAGACACAGCCUGAAAAGUCCCUCGAAACCCCGAUCACGUUCCAGAAAAUCCUCACCCUCUUUUAUGUGACACUGACUUUUAAGAAACCCAGGUUAUUAAAUGACAAACAAGAAAAAAACAUCUAAAAGGAAAACAUUUUAAGCAAUUGUUCGGAUAUUCUUUUCAAUUAAGUUUACUAUUGAUGUUAGAAUAAGAAAAUAAUAAUAAUAAAAAAACACUUUUUCUAAAACAUAUACACAACAUUUUAAUAGGAAAAAAAAACAAAACAAAAUUUAAAAAAUUUAUUAAAUUACAAAACAACUAUUUAAGCUAGAAAGAAAAUCCAAAACCAUUGUCCACAUGGCACCAUAAAUAACUAUUUAUUUUAAAAAAAAAAACCAAAUAUUUCUCAUAAAACUCAUUAUCAAUUUCAUAUAUAAUUCAAUAAAUUAUUUGCUCUGUAUAUUAUUAUUGUAAUAGCAAAGACAUACUCUCUCUCCUACAUAUCGUAAAUCAAAGUUUUUUGCUUAAAUGUACCUUGAAUUUCAAAAUUAUUUUAAAAUGUUAUAAAAUAUUAAAAUGUGUUAUUAAUUUUUUUCCUUUACAUUAACUUUACUCUAUAUAUUUAAUUAUUAACUCUUUAUUAAUGUUAUUUUAUUUAGAAAAAAACGUUUAAAGCAAAAAUAUAUUUUCAAUAUCAAACAAAUGUGUAUUUUCUUAAUAAAAAUCUAUUUAGAAUAUUUUUGGAUUAAUUAUAAUUAAAAAAAAACAACAAAAUAUGUAUUAAAAGUAACACACGCUUUUUUAAAAAAAGUGCUGUAACUGAUUUUAUUCUUUAAAAAAUAAAAUAAAAGCAAAAUGUAUUCAUCAUUAAGUGUAUUGUAUGUAUCUGUAUUUAUUGUUGUCUUUUUAAAAUCUCUUUAAACCAACAAAAAAAAAAAAAAUUAAUAAAAUUUGAAUAUUUACAAGGAAAA